Molecule: messenger RNA, 964 nt
Organism: Larimichthys crocea (large yellow croaker)
Lineage: Eukaryota; Metazoa; Chordata; Actinopteri; Sciaenidae
Gene: nop16
Product: NOP16 nucleolar protein homolog (yeast)
Exons: 5
Coding region: 120-653 (177 amino acids)
Biological process (GO): ribosomal large subunit biogenesis
Cellular component (GO): nucleolus
Source: RefSeq, a predicted model, not a curated record
GGUCACAUGACCGGAACAAAACAAACGCGUACUUCCUGCUGCUGCCUGCACGUUGUCGUGUUUUCCUCAGUGAUCCAGCGACAAAACCUCAGCUGAGACAGAUUAAAAAACACACAGACAUGGCGAAAACCAAGCAGUCUGCGAGGAGAAAGAAGUUUGACUACAACCAGGACCGGAAGAAGCUGAAGAAGAAGUUCAUCAAGAAGAGCAACCCGAGGAUAGAGAAUGAACAAAUUCGAAAUGCGUGGGACAACAGGAAGUCCUCAGCCCGUAAUCUGCAGGAGAUGGGUCUGGCUUUCGAUCCGAAUCGAUCUCUGCCAAUAAAGAAACCAAGUCUCCUCGGCAGAGAAAGGCCGACGAAAGCGCCCGUCGGCAUCGUGACCAAGCCCUACGUUCUCAACCAACUGGAGGACGAGGCCAGCCGUCCAGAGAAAGACUCCAAGUCGUUAUCCUCCGACCUGAUUGAGUACGCUCAGUACAUGAUCCGAGAACACAGCGACAACUACAAGGCGAUGGCCAGGGAUGAGAAGAACUAUUACCAGGACACACCGAAACAGAUCAAGAGGAAAAUCAACGAGUACAAACGCUGCCACCCGGAGCACUAUAAUGCCUUCAUCAACUCGUUAGCUGUUCCGCAGCCGAUGGCCCAGUAGAUUGGCAAACCAUCUUCCGGACUUAAUGAGAUGGACCUCAUUCACAGGUCAGACUGUGACAGAAGCAAGACAUUGGCAGACCCAGGAUCAGAAUAAGAUGAUCCAGUUGGAGGACAAGCACCAACUUGUGUUUCUUGUUGAGGACCUUUACAGAUGUUUUUGGACAUUUCUCCUGUUAUGAUCCUCUCUGUCAAGACUUCCUGUUUUUAUUUUUACUUCUCGAUCUCAACUGUAUGUUCUGAACGUCAAACAUAAUUAACUGAGAUGUAUUUUUAAACAUAUGUAUGAUAUAAACACCCUUAAGCUCAUUU